GUCGGAGACAAUGGGGUUGAACAGCUCUGUCCUGCGCCCCAAAGGAACUCUCAUCAGCAACACAGAAGCUCCUGAAGAACAAGGAAAGGAGGCCCUGCCUUUGCCGGCAAAGUCUAUUGUUAACCAGGAUGGCACAAGAAGCGAUGCGAGCGCGACUAGUUCUGCCCCUCCCUCGGUGGUGAUCCCAUGGGUCUUUCGAGAGGUGGCUGAGUCGCUGAGCGAGACGGACUACUUGAGACAGAGCGUCAUGCUAGAGAAGCAUGCCGCCCGGUUGAGACUCUGCUGGGCGGAAUAUGGUGCAGACUUUCCAAAGACUUUUGCUGCGGAGCUGCUCCGGUUGCCGGAUACGGACUUGUGGGAAACUCCGGCGCCAACUCGCGGUUGGGAGAAAAACAAGAAGAGCCAGCUCCUCAAUUUUCUUCUCAAAAACUUUGCUGGCGAGAAAGGGGACGCCGCAAAGCUAAGGGUAAGGCGAGGGUCAGAGGAGCUGUGGCGUCCAUUGAUGAGCGAGAUCGAACGGUUAUCGGUGACCCGGGGCCCGGAUUGGACGUCCCCGGAAGCGGCGCGGUUCCGCGCGAAGAAUGUGAAAGAGAAGGUUGCGAAAGUGGAGAAAGAGGCGGCUAAGGCCGUGCUGGAAGCGAAGAAACGGCCCAUCAAGGCGUCCCUCAAGCCGGCGCCGUAA
Messenger RNA from Klebsormidium nitens, 682 nucleotides. NCBI's taxonomy places the organism in Eukaryota, Viridiplantae, Streptophyta, Klebsormidiophyceae, Klebsormidiales, Klebsormidiaceae. The record is from the annotation of a GenBank genome assembly.